This is a messenger RNA of Vicia faba (fava bean), 567 nucleotides long. The record is from the annotation of a GenBank genome assembly. Lineage: Eukaryota; Viridiplantae; Streptophyta; Magnoliopsida; Fabales; Fabaceae.
AUGGUCUCCAAGGUGAUUUUGCAGAAAAGGCUCUUCAGGUUCUUGCAACUGUCACCAUCCUUCUUAUGCUCCUUUUUAUCUUCGUCUUCUAUUAAUGGGUCUCCAUUCCAUUCUGUGAAAGCAACCGAAAUAUUGGGUCAUUCAACUUCUUUUAGAAGCUUCUGCUCCCAAAAGUCCAAUCUUAGUGUUGAAUCUCAUGGCCCCGCACCUAUUGAUUACAGUUCGCUACUGCAGGAGGCUGAAUUCCAUAGACUGGCUGAGUCCACAAUACAAGGCCUUCAAGAGAAAUUUGAGGAUUAUGGAGACUCUAUUGACCUUGAUGGAUUUGACAUAGACUAUGGGAAUGAUGUUUUGACUGUCAAACUCGGAGAUCUGGGCACCUAUGUAUUGAACAAACAGACACCAAAUAGACAACUUUGGCUGUCUUCGCCAGUGAGUGGUCCGUCUAGGUUUGAUUGGGAUCAGGAUACUAAAGCUUGGAUUUAUAGGCGGAACAAAGCAAAGUUAUAUAAAAUUUUAGAAGAUGAGUUGGAGCAGCUGUGUGGCAAACCUAUUGUUCUUACCUAA